AUGCUCUGGCGAUAUUCACUACUAUUUGCCGCACAGUUUGGUAGCGUCAUCGGCAAUGGACAACAUGUGCUUGGAUCCAGCGGGGAUGGCCUGAAUCGAAUCCGAGACAAACUCCUAGAAGCUGAGAUCAUUCCGACCGUUAUUGAUGAUUUCCCCCCCGCUCUUGGGUUCCGCGCGUCAUGGAAACACGACUCGGCUGAUCUUGGCAAUACUCUCAAACCAAAACAUCUGAAAAAGGCGCCAAAAGUCCAUCUUGACAGGGUUGAGUCAGAUGAUUCACUCGAAACAAUUCUGAAGAAGCAUGCCACAUAUGUCGUCGUUCUCACUGAUCCGGACGCACCAUCUAGAGACGACCCUAAAUGGUCCGAGUUCUGCCAUUGGAUUGCGACUGGAAGGAUGAGUCCUUCAUCAACGACAUCGAAACAUAAACUGAAAGAUAUUAUCAAGUAUAAAGCUCCCGCUCCGCCGCCAAAAACGGGAAAGCACCGCUACGUCUUCUUUGCAUUCAUCGCAGCCAACGGAACGACUGAGAAACUCCAUCUAACUAAACCGAAAGAAAGGGAGCAUUGGGGCUCAAAGGAUUCUGGACAUGGAGUUCGUGAGUGGGCGCUUCAAAAUGGUCUUGCUCCUGUUGUAAGCUUAAACAAGCAGGUCGGCAACUAA
Molecule: messenger RNA, 663 nt
Organism: Fusarium graminearum PH-1
Lineage: Eukaryota; Fungi; Ascomycota; Sordariomycetes; Hypocreales; Nectriaceae
Exons: 3
Coding region: 1-663 (220 amino acids)
Biological process (GO): regulation of Ras protein signal transduction; regulation of proteolysis
Molecular function (GO): peptidase inhibitor activity; phospholipid binding
Source: RefSeq, a predicted model, not a curated record